AUGUCUAUCAGUGCUGGAAGUUACAGAUACAUGAAAGAUCUGAAGGCAGAGAAGCCUAAUGAGAUGGUUACAAAUGGUGUUCUUUCAAGCCUUCAGAAUUUCCUACGCAAGUGCCUCAUAGCUAUCCUCUCAUAUGGCCCAAUGCCGAAGCACAUUGCAUUUAUUAUGGAUGGUAAUCGUCGAUAUGCUAAAUUCAGAAGCAUGCAACAAGGAGCUGGUCACAGGAUGGGUUUCUCUGCUCUUAUUGCAAGUCUGCUGUACUGCUAUGAAAUGGGUGUGAAGUACAUCACUGUUUACGCAUUCAGCAUUGACAAUUUUAAAAGGGACCCAAGUGAGGUGGAAACCUUGAUGCAGUUAAUGGAGGAAAAAAUCAAUGAACUAUUAGAGAACCGAAGUGUAAUCAACAAGAUUAACUGUAAGAUCAACUUUUGGGGCAACUUGGACUUGUUAUGUGAGCCGGUGAGGUUGGCGGCUCAGAAGCUGAUGGCGAGCACAGCUGGAAACACAGGGCUGGUCUUUUCUGUCUGCAUGCCAUACAACUCGACUUCUGAGAUUGUCAAUGCUGUCAGUGAAGUCUGUGCAGAAAGGAAGGAACUGUUGCAGAGUGAACAUGCUGGCGACUGUAAUGGCCACGCUGCAAAUAACGGUGUGCAUUCAGAGAUUUCAGUGGCGGAUUUGGAUCGCCACAUGUAUAGCACUGGCUGCCCAGAUCCUGAUAUCGUCAUCCGAACUUCAGGCGAGACUCGACUGAGCAAUUUCCUCUUGUGGCAAACAACGUUUAGUCACUUGCAGAAUCCAGAUCCUCUGUGGCCCGAGUUCUCUUUCAGGCACCUUGUUUGGGCUAUAUUACAGUAUCAGAGAGCUUACCCUUACCUAGAGCAGAACAGAAAGCUGGCUAAGAAGCAGUUGUGA
Messenger RNA from Miscanthus lutarioriparius, 912 nucleotides. The record is from the annotation of a GenBank genome assembly. NCBI's taxonomy places the organism in Eukaryota, Viridiplantae, Streptophyta, Magnoliopsida, Poales, Poaceae.